Messenger RNA from Megachile rotundata (alfalfa leafcutting bee), 5475 nucleotides. RefSeq lists its product as uncharacterized. The record is from RefSeq and is a predicted model, not a curated record. NCBI's taxonomy places the organism in Eukaryota, Metazoa, Arthropoda, Insecta, Hymenoptera, Megachilidae. Gene Ontology annotation, biological process: endoplasmic reticulum tubular network organization. Gene Ontology annotation, cellular component: cytoplasmic microtubule; endoplasmic reticulum membrane; endoplasmic reticulum tubular network. Gene Ontology annotation, molecular function: microtubule binding.
AACCGGAGUAUUAAGAUACGUGGGUGAGAACCACUCGCGAAACCCCUAACAAAGUUUAAAGGGAAGGUUCGGCGUGACGUUACUUUUUUUAUAAGUUCUCGAUGGACAGUAGCUUCCAGUGUGAGGGUUUGUUUUAAAAGAUUUCCUUUGUUAGCGGUAAAAAAUUUGUUAGUAAGCAUCCGCGUGAAUCCCUUUAAGAUGGUUUUCGUUGUAUGGUAUUUUUUUUAAUUUUAGUUAACGGCACGAGGGAUUCACGAUGGGCCAAGUUAAUCGCGUUUAUACGGUUCAACGAAGAGGAAAGCGAAGCUUGGUCGUGAAAUUUUCGAACAGCGUUUAGAUCAUUUGAAAUUAGUAACUGUGUGUCUUUCCGCGAAGUCUGCGAUAUAUACACUUUAUUAUAUCACCUAGAAUUAACUUGCAUAGUUUUAAGGAUAGUCUAAUGCGUUUUUGCUAUUGCGAGCUCGACAGAGUUUUAGCUUAGGUAUCCGAAGUGCCUUUCGACGGAAUGUCUGAGAAAAGAAAUUCCGUCGCAUAUCGUUAACUCGACAAAUCUUAGUCUAUCGGCGUAUCUUUUUCAUGGAAUAAAUAUAUCACACAAUUUUUUCGACUUCUUUUUCGUGUACGACUCGAUCAGUGGAGCAAAUUAUUUUUAUUUUCUUUGUGUAACGUUUUGUUAGUUUUGUAUUGCUUUUACCAACUUGUACUUUGUAAUCACGUUUAGCCCUUCAGCUGAUUAUUAAAUAAACGGUACAGUAUCCUUUUAUCGUAGCUAAAGGGUGUAGAAGUGCCUAAGAGAGAUAUUCGCGAGUUACGAUUGCGUCAAUAAAGAGUUGAAGACUGUAGCGUGUUGAGAUAACGGGAGACAUCGAUAGCGUAGGUUUUAAAUAAAUUUUGCACGUGGAAAAGCGCACCUGUUAUCUCGUCGCACGUUUUGCUUACAAAAUGUCCGAUCUUAGUACCUAUUGUUCGCGCACAAUUCAGGAAGGAAAUCGAGAAGUUAUUACCGAGGUGUUUUGAUAGUUGUUAUUUUAAGAUACACCUGCGAAAGAGACGACUUACGAGCGAUAUAACGGUAACUGUUCUCCCAUUUAUAGUACGCUUUUUAAUGAUCAAUUUUUCUUUCUUUUUUCUUUGAAUAAAACAUUUUUGUUAGCUCAGGAAAACGAACAGUUCCCGUGGAACCAAAGCGUCGCACGAUAAUUUCGCACCGUGUUAAUCUCUUAGAGAAUGUAAGAUUUUUUAUACCCGAUCCCAAAGAUUUUAAGCGACAACCACACGAUGGUAUAUGUCAUCUUUUUUUCUUUUGGAAUAAACUGUCGACAAAACAAAUAAAAACUGUUGCACCCUUGCUUCGUUCUCCGCUUCGCGAAACUCGGAAUUACUCUUCGAAUCCUGUCGAACGAGUUCGAGAGAGUCUAUCGUUAGAGUUUACGCAAAAAGGGAAGAAACGCAGGAGAGACGAGAAAACGUAUACGUGUUGCUGAACCCGGGACCCUAGAUCGAUCGGUAACCACACGUAGGACAGAUCGUACACGCGCUCCGCUGAUGGCUGAUAACACAUUAACACCUUUUUUCCGGGGUGGUGGUGGUUUGGUGCAACAUCUGAAGAAAAGCUACAGCCUAAGCGACCUGACCGGCGAGAAGGAGGACGAGAAUAGAAACACGCCGCACAUGCACGACGAGACGGACAUGGAAGUGGAGCCUCGUCGAAGAGAACACGUCGGGAGAAGAAGUUAUAGUCCUCGUCGAACUCAAUCGAGUAGUAACCGCAUGGAGCUGUAUUUCUCCGAGGUGGACGUCGACGUCAGACAACCGAGAUCCAGAGAACCAACGGCUAGCUUAACUAAUAUAAGGUCUUCGGACGAUAUCUCCAGCGGUUACAGCAGCGGGGAAGCGCUGCAAUCCACUCGUACGUCACAGGGUGACUCGUUAGUUCGGACGUCGAGCGUCGGGGCAAGAACACGCGCAAAACCGCGUUCUACCACGAAGAAAACACCAGAGGACUCGGGAGAAGAUACCGGCGGCAUCGAUCCUCCUUCCUUCAAAAACAUCUCAUUUCCGACACCUUUGACUCACGUGACUCCUGAACAAGCUCUCGAGAUCCUGCUUCUGCUCUCGCAAAACAGCAAUGUUGCUGAUUAUAUCAAACUCGGUCGCCCCUUUCUCGCAGGUAACGACGAUUCGCUCGAAAAUACCAGUCAAUCAGGCCCGCAACCAUGCGGAAUGGAAUCGAAAUCAAGCGAACCUGUUCCGAUCGCAGAGGUGCAAGUAAUUCAGAGUAUAGAGACUAAAACUGUCGCUGAACAACCGUCUACCAAUGACACGGUGCACGCACAGAUAGAACAGACUGAGGCUCAAGACAAAGCUGAACCAAAGAUCAACGUGGCUGCAGUUCUUACGAACGAGGGACCAUCUCUCGAAAAGUCUAAUAAAGAAUUAAGUCACUCCAUAAGCGACGAGCUGUGCCAGAACAAAUUUGACGAGCUGAAGCAACUUCUCAGCGAUGCUCACAAAGCUGUGAGCAGCAUCGUGUACACUCAGGAAUCGAAACACGACGGUACAAGUAUCACAGAGACCGACUCGUCGAACGUGGACGUAAAGAAAGAGGAUACAAAGAUCGUUGUACCCUUGAAAACCUCGGAAGAUACACAGUUAUCUACGGAAACGGAAGAUUCGAUUAACAAGGUAGAUUCGGAGUACGAAGACGCGAAUAGAGCGGGGAAGUACCACAAGAAGCCAGCACCGAAGGCUCCCCUCGCGAAAAGCGAAGAAGACAUGGACGAAACCGAUUCUCAGAACGCGCUGAAAGCCACUUUGGUAAUUAAAACCGGAACCGUGAAGACGUUUUCGAACAUCAGCAGCACGAAGGACGUGUUCAUCGCUCACGCCACGGAUGGAAAGCCCAAAGGUAAAAAGUCUAAGAGACAGCGUACGAAGGAAGGCUUCUCUAAAUUAUUGACGAUUCCGAAAAACAUCUUUCACAAUGCUUUUUCUAAAGAACAGAAAGGUGUUAAAGCCGAAGAUUCUGUCUCGGAGACUAGCGAGUCCAGAUCGAACAGCAUCGAAUCGCAAGAGACUAUCAUAGAACUGGCGCCGAAGUCGCAUCGAGAGAAUGCUGACGAUAAGAGCGAGAACGAUACGUCGAACAGCUCGGGCAGUUAUAUUCUGGCGUCGAACGACGAGGCUAAUGAGAUUAAAAAAGAGAACAAAGACAUUGACGAGACAAAGCCAGUUGCGACUAAUUCGGAAUCAACGAUCAGAGAGAUGUCCCAGUCGCCUAAAGCUGGGAAAAGAUUGGAAUCAGACAUUUAUUAAGAAGCUUUUUAGGAACGUGAUAUAACCAGCUUCGCUACUCUCCCCCGCAGCAAGAAGACAAGUAAGAAGAAGGUGGCAUGAAAUUUAGGAACAGCUGCUGAUCGUAUCAAGGAAUAAGACUAGCGUCGGUUUCCUUCGAGCAUAAUCGAUUUCUAUAUCGACGUACGUGCACGACAAAGUGUAACGUUACGUGAUCAGCAGCGAGUGUCACCGAACGCGUAUAAACGCGUCAAGCAUAAUGCAGGUAACGACGUUAUCCGGAUCGUUUGUACAUACUUGCCUCGUGAUACGAACGAAAUUUACGUUCGAGCAUCCUUUUGACCCUUUUGCUGCUAAUGACGCAUAUACGAUCGGAUUAAUUUCUUGCUUUGUAUCGAGCCAUGAAGCUUUCAAGCGGUUGAAUCGCAUUUAUUGCAAUUUUAGUUUCGCGGUCGAGCGACGAGACCAAGAUAUAGCUUUGACUAUGUACAUAUAAUGUAACGUGUUGUAUAAUAGUUAAUCGCUGUAAGGUCGGUUACAAAAGAUAUAUUAAAUUGGUUUAAUCCCAGCAGCGAAAGGGUUAACUAACCCUUUGCGCUCCACAGACUUUAUAGAUUAUUUCCAUUUAUAAAUCGUACUUGUAUGAUAUGUUUUAUUUAAGUACAGUUUUACUUUUAGUGGAUUGUAAAGGGUUGAAGCGAGUAAUUCCUAAAUACUUGAUGGUUUAUCAUAAAUAGCACCGUUGCUCACGGGCAUCCAUUCAUAGAUUCACGUUAAUGCUUUCGUAUCCUCAAAGUUUUCGCAUGACGUUGCUCAGGUCAGUAAGAUUCGGACCGAGUUUUUAUAUGUUUAUGAUAACGAAGAGUUCAACGAUGUCGGAAGAGCAAGGUGUACUUAGGAUCAAUAGAUUUUACCGAAAGAGACACGCGGUGUCGAUGUAUCCAAAUGGCAUGGAAUUCCGUUUCUAAGCUUUUCUAAACCGUAGUCUCGAUGUUUUGUAAAGGGAUUUGUUCUCACGACCAGGUUUGAUGAAAAAGAAAUGAAUUCUAGUCAACUAAACUUACUCAGGCAACUAUGGACUAGUGCCACUUGAAACUUUCCGUAAUUUGUUUAAUACGACGUAGUUGACAACCGCAAAGAUACUGUCGGGUGUUUUUCACGGAAACUAGAACUCGAAAUGCUGCGCAUAUUUGUAAAAACGGUAGAUAAGGUCCGGUUGACUAAUAUCUGUAACGAAACGCUGUCGAGCAUUAGCGUGUGAUAACUGUUCGCUUUUAUAUGCUUCUGUUCGGAAGAUGUCGGACUAGGAACAGAGAGAACCUUUUUCAUCUUUAAGACAAACGUGCACUUCCUUUAAAGUCUGAGUUUCGUUCGAUGAAGACUUGAUUUGCGCUUACUCGAUUGCAGUGUUCAGCCAUCAAGAGAAGAAAUUGUCCCCGAAUCCUCGUUUAUUUCAUAUCGUUUCACGUUUUCGUUUGUAUUGCACGGUAUACCGUGCGAAUUUACGCACAAGCUAUUUGAAGGGAGCGAGAAAAAUUACGGAUGUUAACGAAUUCGUUCAUAUAUUAAGAAUUUGUUAUAAUUGUUGUUUUUAUCAUGCACUGUAAGAUGUUCGAAGACACAAAAAAUGCAGCCAAUGAUCUUUCUUUCAAAAGAUGAGGAAUUGAAACAGAGUGGUCUAAAUUUGUCGUGAUUCGUUGGUAACAUUUGCUGCAUUUUUUUGACAAGACCUUGGAAUUUAAAGUAUGCUAGAGAAAAUUAAUUAAUUGCAAUUUAUAUGUAUCGUUAAUCCUUAGAUACCUUCAUAUUUGAGAGUGAAUGUGUAUGAACUGAGAGAGAGAGUGAAAGAGGGAAAAAAGAGAAAGAAUGCGAGAAUAUGCUCAACUAAGAUUCUUUGCCCGUAUUUAAUGGGGGGAAAAUUCUUAAACUCCUACGGUACCUCGAUAUUAUUCGAGCUUUGUUCUUUGUAAUUAUUAAGCCUUUUUGGCGCAUCGAUUAUGUGCCGCAAACUAUAUGGUGCUGCAAACUUUUUAAUUUAUUUUAUAGUUAUAUACCCUGGCAGCAUAAGAAAAACGUGUUCUGAAUGUAGAGAAUUGGAAACUUUAUGGAGGGUGUGGAUAGAUUGUUUAACAGUAUUUCGGUUUAAGUAUGUCUGUAGUCAAUAAAGUGAUAUUAAAAUGA